AUGGGCCUCAUGGACAAAAUCAUGGACAAAGUCAUCGAAAAAGCCCAAGGCGGCGGCAGCCACAGCGAAGAAUCAUACGGCGGCGGCGGCUAUGGUGGCGGUGACUCCGGCUACAGCUCCGGCCCUCCUCCCCCCCAAGACCUCCCUUAUCCCUGGGUCGCACGCUACGAUCCGAACAGCGGGCGCCAGUACUAUGUGAACGAGCAGACCGGUGAGACGAGCUGGGAGCAUCCCGGUUCCCGCGGUGGUGGUGGAUACGGAGGGGAGUAUGGAGGGGGAUACGGUGGUGGUAGUGGGGGAUAUGGAGGUGGUGGAUAUGGGGAGGGUUCUGGGUAUGCGCCGCAGGGGCAUGAGGAGAAGAAAGAUCAUAGUAUGCUUUAUGGAGUUGGGGGUGCGGCGCUGGGAUUGGCGGGUGGUGCGUUGGCGAUGCAUGAGGGAGAGAAGAUUCACGAUGGAUGGGAGGAGAAGAAGGAUGACAUUGAAGAGGGUGUGCAUGAUUUCCCCGAGAACGCUGCCCACUGGACCGGUGAAAAGGUCGGCGAAGCCGAACAGAUCCCCGACAAUAUCGAAGAGGGCUUUGACCGCUUCGGGAACAAGGUCGAGGACGGCUGGGACAACACUGUGGAAAACAUCGAGGAUGCCCCCGAGAACAUCGCCGAAUGGACAGGCGAAAAGGUCGGUGCUGUGGAAUCGUUUGGCGAUAAUAUCGGGGAUGCGUAUGAUGAGGGUGAGGCCGAGGGACGGGGUGAUGAUGAAUGGUGA
Aspergillus chevalieri is the source of this 762-nucleotide messenger RNA. RefSeq names its product WW domain-containing protein. NCBI's taxonomy places the organism in Eukaryota, Fungi, Ascomycota, Eurotiomycetes, Eurotiales, Aspergillaceae. The coding region runs from base 1 to 762 and encodes 253 amino acids. Gene Ontology annotation, molecular function: protein binding. The record is from RefSeq and is a predicted model, not a curated record. The transcript has 3 exons.